AUGAAAGAGCGUAGAGUCAAGUGCUUGCACAAACGAUGCAGGAGCAAUAAGAGUGACUUCUCGGCACAGGGCUACAAGGAACAUCGAACCAAUGCAAAGUUCCACGUUUGUAAUGCAAAGUACUGUUCAGAGUGCAAGGCUAUCAAAGCGGAGGAGGCCGGCCAAAAGCCUGCCGCUGCCUCUGCUGCCAAGCCUGCUCCUGCCAAGACUGGUCCGGGCGCAGCGGCUGAAGCCAUUGUACCACCCGAGAAGGAAUGUCAACAGUUGUUUCAACAGGACAUGGAUUUUAUCUCUCAAUUGCUACCAGUCAACGGAUCAAUGUGGGAGUGUAUCGAAUAUCUAUUGAAGUAUCCAUACGGUCAACAGUACAACAUUAGAAAGUACUCAUCAGAGAUGAAGGUGGAGCAUGGUAUUAGAUCAUACGAUAACUUUGCUCAAGUAUCCAUUCAAUCAAUCAUCACAAAGUCUAUCAAGCUAGCAAAGCCAGACAAGACAAACACACUAUACUUUAAAAUAUUCUUUGACCUGUUCAAGUACAAUCAAGACCCAAAGAGAAGUCCAGAGUCAACACUUGUCAAUGGAUACUGUCAACUUGUAUACACAGAGAAGGACAUCAAGUAUCCUGGUAGACUACACUCACUCAAUGACUAUGAUAUGUUCUUGUGUGUUGCUUGCAAGGACUUUAAGGAGGUGUCAAAGGAGCUUACAUCAUUUGGAAAGGAACUCAAUGAGUUGCUCGCUGGCAAGAAGAUCAUCUCACUACUCGUCGACAACGAAACUUACAAAUUGAAGCCAGUAUUUGUCAAUGAUACUGCCACCCUAGCAUUCCUUCAAGGACUGUCCAAGCUACAGAGAUGCUGUUGGUGUAAAUGCACUCCAGAUCAAUUGUGCAAUCAUGGUAUGGACUUUAUACCUCGUGAUAUGAGCCAAGUCAAUGAUGCGAAUCUGAUAUCACCUUUGGCCAGCAUACCUAUACAACAACACAUACCAGAUGUAUGCGAGUUGUUUGUUACACUGGUGGAGCAAUUCACUCGACUGACAUUGAGCGAGAUAUUGGGCAAGCAGAGCUACACCAGCACCUCUCCUCAUCUCCAGAAGCGCAUCAAUGAGACACUUCGACACAUGGUCACCGACAAAGAUAACGAUAGAAUAAUUAAUGGACUAAGAUAUAAUCAGAACAUAACAAUGACAUUGGAGGCUGGCAAGGCAUUGUUAAAGAAUAGAACAGCACUUCUCAAUCUUCAUCGAGAGAUAACAAAGGAGGAACAGAGGAAUAGUGAUCUGCGACAGAUUUGGCAACAGUUGUCCACUCUCCUCAAUCUAUGCAUGAGCAAACAGCCGGCUGCUGCUGCUGGAACACCAGCCAUCACCAACGCCGAGUGGAACAAACUCUCGUUUGUCUUUGCCGACAACUUCAAACGAUUGUUUGGACCAAAGAGCUUCACCAGCGAGCUCCAUGUCUUUGUAUGCCACCUUGGCUACUACAUCGAGACCUACACCAACCUUUUCCUUUUUACCAACUUCUCAAUCAAGAGAAUGUAUUCAUCAACGCUCAAACAACAUUGCAACCCUAGGAAGGAGAUACUCAUACCUGCUAUGAGCAGGUUUGUCAACACGAUAUCCAAUGUUGGACUACAGAUCAUGAGCAAGUUCUAUAUCUUGCUUCAAACAACUGAUGCCACAGUCGAUUUGAACACACCAGCAGUAUGGAAGAGUGUAGCAAACAACUACUUCAGACCAGACUUCUUUGAUCCCAAGGAACGUGAUCCAAAUAGCAUCAACACUCUGUUCAAGAUCACUACAUAUGGUUCAUCCCGCGAUAAACCACAGACAACAUCAUCGACAUCAACAACAAAGAGCACUGCUGGACGUAUCAUUGAACUUGAUGAGGAUUCAUCUGAACCAACACCUAGCACGACGACUACUACCUCCACCUCGACCACAUCCACUACAUCGACAGCAUCCACCAUAUCAUCACGUUCAUCAUUGUCCUCCAAAAGGCUGAAAAAGAUGGUCAAGAAUGCCAACAAACCAUCAAAGCUCCAGAUCAUAUCGGCAGUGAUGACACUGAAGAAGCUCACAUUGGUGCUAAAGGGACGCAAAUCAAACUACACCGUCGAGCUACGAAGCAUGAAGGGUGACAGCUUUAGAUACUCUUGCUCCUGCAGCAUCUAUGCCAAGAGGGACAUGUGCAAGCACGUCCUUUGGGUCUUCUUCCAGCACUCUACAUUGACCACUGCAGACGCAGUCAUGGCCACCGAGGCCAUAUCACUAUCGCUCCUAUCAUCAGUUCAUAGGAGCAUUCUAAAGGUGAUCACCAAGCCUUCUGUUGAUGUCGAAGAAGAUGACUCCCCAGCAACAAGCCCUAUCUUGUCACCCAAGAUCACCAACCCUUUAGUUGGGUUACCCGCCCUACCAAUCAAGACCCCAACCCCAAGCGACUCUCCUCCUCUCAAGUUCACAAGCACAUCUGGUAGUUUGCCUCCAUUGGCACCCAAGAUCAUAUCUCUGACCACUCCGCUCAACCCGUUACCAAACAUACAAGACCUAAUUAGCUCCAAUGGCAAACCUCCAGCGACAACCAAGACAACUGUACCAACAACUACAACAACUACAACAACAACGACAACAUCUACAGCAUCAACAGCACAUCCAACCACGAGUAUACCAUCUCCAGAGGUCAUUGUCGUGCCACCAGCACAAACCACCUCCACUACUACAGGUGCACCAGCAGCAGCGGCAGCAGCAGUGGCAGCGGUUGGAGAGCAUGUCAAGGAGGUAACGGCAAAUGGCAACAAUGGCAAUGGCAAUAGCAAUAGCAACACAAACAACAAGAACAACACAAAGAAGAGGAAGCAUGAAGAGAUUGUUAGGCCAGUUGUGGUCGCCAAGAGACUCAAAGAGGACCAUCUGUUCAAUAGUUUCUCAGAAGCCGAGGUCGAAGAGUUUGACCCGGACACAAAGAGAUACUUGGUUCGAUUCACCGACGAAGAAUCAUCCAACAUGGAACCUCAAUGGACCAACGAAAAGGACAUCAUCAAGUCGGGUGGCAAGGUGACAACGCCAUUCGACUUGAGGACAAAAAUACCAGAUGAUGCUCUACUACUCGUACGCACCGUGGAGAUGUGCAGACAGCGAUCAAUGCACAAGCCAAAGACUGGCAAGGACCUACCAUCAUGGUAUCGUGCCAAGCUUGUCGGUAGGAAUCACAAGGGUUUGCGAGUGUUGCUCCUGGACUUUAGUCCAAGCACUCAGAUACAAGAGGUCACCAUCCCCUAUGGCGACAACUUGAUUCUCUAUCACAAUUGA
This is a messenger RNA of Acytostelium subglobosum LB1, 3309 nucleotides long. RefSeq lists its product as hypothetical. The transcript has 7 exons. The record is from RefSeq and is a predicted model, not a curated record. Gene Ontology annotation, molecular function: zinc ion binding. The coding region runs from base 1 to 3309 and encodes 1102 amino acids. NCBI's taxonomy places the organism in Eukaryota, Evosea, Eumycetozoa, Acytosteliales, Acytosteliaceae.